Messenger RNA from Desarmillaria tabescens, 813 nucleotides. RefSeq names its product ribonuclease T2-like protein. Gene Ontology annotation, biological process: RNA catabolic process. The coding region runs from base 1 to 729 and encodes 242 amino acids. Gene Ontology annotation, cellular component: extracellular region. The transcript is spliced from 9 exons. Gene Ontology annotation, molecular function: ribonuclease T2 activity; RNA binding. NCBI's taxonomy places the organism in Eukaryota, Fungi, Basidiomycota, Agaricomycetes, Agaricales, Physalacriaceae. The record is from RefSeq and is a predicted model, not a curated record.
AUGCUGCAAGGAUGCUCUGUGCCCGCGACCUACCCCAACAUCUCAAGCUGUGUCUUGCAGACACCUACCUACUCUUGUGAAAACACGACCGCCAUCGCUAAUGCGUGUUGCUCUCCCACUCCGGGGGGAUUGGUCCUUAAACAAGGGCAGUUGCUGCCUAAGGGAAGCUGGACGAUCCAUGGGUUAUGGCCGGAUAAUUGUGAUGGUACUUGCGAUCUCUCACGCCAAUAUGACCCGCAUCCCUCACCAGCGACACUACCUGACGGCACCUUGAACGCAUAUUGGAUCAAUCAGGGCGCGCCAAAUGCCGACCUUUGGGCUCAUGAGUUCUCCAAGCACGCGACGUGCACAUCGACGUUCGACGUUUCCUGCUAUGGUGCUUCUUAUCGGCACUACGAGGAAGUCGUCAACUUUUUUGACGCUGUGAUCAGAGCGUUUCAUCAGUAUCCGACUUUUGAUAUCCUGGCUUCAGCCGGAAUUGUACCUUCCAACAAGACAGCAUACACGCUUGACCAGAUCCAGACUAGCCAUCGCGACACAGACGGCUGCGAUUCCCUACUUGGGGUGUGGUAUUACAGCCACGUCUACGGAACGGAGCAAUAUGGCACAUACAAAACGCUAGAUUCUACGUUGAAUUCGUCUUGCUCGAAGACGGAACCAAUAUGGUACUAUGAGCGUACUCCAUCGUCAGAGCAUGAAGUACGCAGGGCUGGUCGUGGUGGGUGGUAAAGUUGAGCGGGACAAAUCGGGCCGAUAUACGUUAGCAUGUCGUCACUAUAAUAGGUUGCUUACCGAUUCCCUGAGUCAGCGUCU